ACUGCUGCGAGGCGUUCACGUGCUGCUCGUUACUCAAACCACUUUCAAACCCUCUGUGACUGCCUGCCCAGGAUUAGAGCUCAUUCAUCCAUUUGAACUUUCCUCAUAUGGACUAGGGUCGGCUGGUAGGCCUAAAUUAUUGAACCGCCUGUUAAACCUCAAGCAAAGAAUAAAGUUAUUUUUGACAAUCUACAGGACAAAGUUUUUGGGUUGCCAAAAACUAAGUACAAGUCAAUAAAGUCUAUAAGCCUAUCUCUCCCACCCGCAUCACGUAACGGCAUUUGUUGACCACACAGCCCAACCUGCACAGGUCAGUGGUCCACAGAGGUGUGGCCGCAGAUCGCUGAGUUGAUUGGUUGAACAUUUUUACGCUUUGUGGUGGUACCUUGGAGAGCGGUGCGCUGCGCCCAUUAUUGCUGAUGCACAGGCGCGCUAUGCCUCGGUUUACGGUUCACGUACGGGACGAGUGGUUGGCCAUACCGUGCCGAGACACCAAAAAUACAAUCCAGUGGCUGGGACUCGAAGCCCUAAAACGAUACAUCAAGAACAAACCCGACAAUGGCGGCAUCACGUCUGUAAAAGACACGCAUUUUGUUGUGCGCCGGUGUCAAGGAUUGGGACUUUUGGACGCGGACGACACAAUUGAAGAUGUUCUGGAAGACAAUGAUUUUGUCGAGCUCGCUAUAGAAGGGGACACUAUGUCUCCUGACUUUAUACCCUGCCAGCCUGGAGUGUCCGAUAUUACAGCAGCAUACAGAGAGCCUGAUGAGUCCAUUCUUCUUGAUGGCAACAGCCUUACAUCAACUGAUCUGGUCAAUUUAGGCCGAGGUUUUUACAAGAUAAAGCUGACUUCAGAGGCAGAGCUCAAAGUGGUGCAAGCCAGAGAGCUUUUGGACACCAUUGUCAAGGAAAACAAAGUUGUCUAUGGAAUUACUACAGGCUUUGGCAAAUUCGCUCGCACUGUCAUUCCUGUCAGCAAACUCAAGGAGCUACAGGAAAACCUGGUGCGCUCUCAUUCUGCAGGAGUGGGGAAUCCUUUGAGCCCCGAGAGGACCCGCAUGCUGCUGGCUCUUAGGAUCAAUGUCCUGGCAAAAGGGCACAGUGGGAUCUCUUUAGAAACUCUACAUGCCAUGAUCCAGGCCUUUAAUGCGUCCUGUCUGUCCUUCGUACCAGAGAAGGGGACAGUGGGAGCUAGUGGAGACCUGGCCCCUCUCUCUCACCUGGCACUGGGAUUGAUGGGAGAGGGAAAGAUGUGGUCACCAAAGAGUGGUUGGGCCGAUGCCAAAUACGUCUUAGAGGCCCAUGGACUCAAACCAAUAUCACUGAAGCCAAAAGAGGGGCUCGCUCUGAUCAAUGGGACGCAGAUGAUCACCUCUCUGGGGGCAGAGGCAGUGGAGCGAGCCCAGGCCAUUGCACAACAAGCAGAUAUCAUCGCUGCUCUCACUCUGGAGGUGCUCAAGGGCACCACCAAGGCUUUUGACAGCGAUAUCCAUGCACUGAGGCCUCACCCCGGACAGACUGAAGUGGCUCUGCGUUUCCGAUCUCUUCUAGACUCUGAUCACCAUCCAUCUGAGAUUGCAGAAAGCCAUCGUUUCUGUGACAGAGUGCAGGAUGCUUACACCAUGCGAUGCUGUCCUCAGGUUCAUGGAGUCGUCAAUGACACAAUCAAUUUUGCCAGAAACAUCAUCAAUACAGAAAUCAAUAGUGCCACAGACAACCCAAUGGUGUUUGCAGAAAGAGGGGAGACCAUUUCAGGUGGCAAUUUCCACGGGGAAUACCCAGCUAAGGCACUGGACUUUUUGGCCAUUGCCGUGCAUGAGUUGGCCGCCAUCAGUGAGCGGAGGAUCGAGAGGCUGUGUAACCCGUCCCUGAGUGAGCUCCCGGCCUUCCUCGUUAACGAAGGAGGACUCAACUCUGGGUUUAUGAUCGCUCACUGCACCGCUGCGGCGUUAGUUUCAGAAAAUAAGGUUUUGUGCCAUCCGUCAUCGGUGGACUCUUUAUCGACCAGCGCCGCCACCGAAGACCACGUGUCCAUGGGAGGAUGGGCCGCGAGGAAGGCUCUCAGAGUCAUUGAACAUGUUGAACAAGUACUUGCCAUAGAGCUGUUGGCAGCCUGUCAGGGCAUCGAGUUCCUGCGGCCUCUACGUACUACCACUCCACUGGAGAAGGUCUAUGACCUUGUGCGCAGUGUGGUCAAACCCUGGAUUAAAGACAGAUUCAUGUCUCCAGAUAUCGAGGCCGUGCACAGACUCCUGAUCGACCAAAAGGUCUGGCAUGUGGCUCAACCGUACAUUGAUAAGUACGCUACAGAGUACAUCCCUGAGUCUCGUCCUGUUAGCCCCACGGCCUUCUCUCUGGAGUCUCCAGCAUCACCGAGGAAAAGAGUUCGCCUUGAGUGAACAAUGACUUCAUCACUAAACAUUAUAAACUGUUGAUAUAAUUGCAUAAAUAAAUAUGAACAACUAAAUAGGGCUACAUGCAGUGGUGGAAUGUAACUAAGUAAAAGUAGUAAAGAACUGUACUUAAGUAACAUUUUUAAAUAUAUGUACUUUACUUAAGUACAUUGGAUACUUUUUACUUUUACAUCAAUACAUUUGAGAGCAGGUAUCUGUACUCCACUACAUGUCUGGACAGGACUGAAAAGUAAAAGUAUUUUCUUAUUAUAGUUUACGGCUGAAAAAGCUAGGAGUUUAAUUAGUUUAGAGCAAACGAAAAUAUAACAACAUUAAAAACUAUUGAUUAAAUUGUUUCUGUUGAACAAAAUUUAGGACAAAUCUCAAAAUAUGCACAAAAUACCUUUAAUUUUUACUCUAGUAUUUUUUUGCUCUGGUAUUUGUACUUUUACUUAAGUAACAUAAUUGAGUACUUCUUCCACCACUGGCUACAUGUAAUCAAUGACAGUUAUUGUUCAGUAAUACAAUAUUUCAAUUAUUUUCCAUUAACACGUACUAUUUAAAUGUAUAUUUAUCUGAACUUUAACACCAUUUAACUGUCUGAUUACAUGUGCAUUAUUGUUCUAAGACUACCUCAGUCGGUAUUUGAUAUCAAUGAAUUUUCAAUAAUAGAAUAGCAUAAAUAUUUAAUGUGCCAAAUCAAGCAUGUGUAAUCUUUACCAUGAGUUACCAACAAACAAAUAAAGAAUUUAUUACGAACGCUGUGC
Molecule: messenger RNA, 3160 nt
Organism: Boleophthalmus pectinirostris (great blue-spotted mudskipper)
Lineage: Eukaryota; Metazoa; Chordata; Actinopteri; Gobiiformes; Gobiidae
Gene: hal
Product: histidine ammonia-lyase
Exons: 20
Coding region: 420-2399 (659 amino acids)
Biological process (GO): L-histidine catabolic process
Cellular component (GO): cytoplasm
Molecular function (GO): histidine ammonia-lyase activity
Source: RefSeq, a predicted model, not a curated record